AUGAGGACAGCCACAGCGCCAGCAACAGCAAUGCCAGCAAUGGCUCCACUGGAUAAGCUGCCUCCAGACUGGGAGGGAGAGGUUGUAGGCUCACUAAGAGUUGACGUGGGAGGAGUUGGAGAGGGUGUGGGCACUGGUGAUGGGGAGGGUGCUGGCGAUGGGGAGGUUGUGGGCACUGGCAAUGGGGAGGGUGUGGGCACUGGCAAUGGGGAGGGUGCUGGCACUGGUGAUGGGGAGGGUGCUGGCACUGGUGAUGGGGAGGGUGCUGGCACUGGUGAUGGGGAGGGUGCUGGCACUGGUGAUGGGGAGGGUGCUGGCACUGGUGAUGGGGAGGGUGCUGGCACUGGUGAUGGGGAGGGUGCUGGCACUGGUGAUGGGGAGGGUGCUGGCACUGGCGUUGGGGAUGGUGCUGGUACUGGCGCUGGGGAGGGUACAAUUAUGCAAUCAGACAUGGUGACAACGGUGGUUCCGAUGAAAGUGGUUGUGGGAACAGGGAGAGGAGGCAAAGGAAGGCAGUGA
Messenger RNA from Closterium sp. Yama58-4, 519 nucleotides. The record is from the annotation of a GenBank genome assembly. Lineage: Eukaryota; Viridiplantae; Streptophyta; Zygnematophyceae; Desmidiales; Closteriaceae.